Messenger RNA from Struthio camelus australis, 3348 nucleotides. The record is from RefSeq and is a predicted model, not a curated record. Lineage: Eukaryota; Metazoa; Chordata; Aves; Struthioniformes; Struthionidae.
AUGUUUCUCAACAAGAAACGGAAGCACUGGGAAAUUUCCUUGAACUGGGUGGAACGAGCAGCGCGGUUUCCAAGAGAGAGGCAAGGCGAGGCGACAGGGAGCACGAGGCGGGCUACCACGGCGCAGGCCGCCGCGCACCCGCGGGGUCUGACAGAGCUGAACGGCCUGGGAGCCGCCAACCACCCGUUAGGGGCUGAGGAAAAGCAGGGUUUGGAGUUUACCGGCACGUUAACUCAAACUUGUUCAGCUACGUACGUUCUUUGUGAGGAUCCACCAGUUAAUCUGCAGAAGAGGACCGCCGGGUCUUCCUUGAAAGCUGGUGGGAUGCGGAUUGUCCAGAAACACCCACACAAUUCUGAUGCCAAAGAAGAAAAAGAUAAGGAUGAUCAAGACUGGGAAACCAGCAGCCCACCUAAACCAACUGUGUUCAUCUCUGGUGUCGUUGCAAGGGGUGAUAAGGACUUCCCUCCAGCUGCAGCUCAGGUGGCUCACCAGAAACCACAUCCUUCUGUGGAAAAGCUCCCUCAUCCGCAGCAUGUCAACCAGCAUAUCCACCAACCUCGCAAGUGAACUCUCCAUCAAAGUCUCAGCUAAAAUGCCAUCGAUGAAUACGUUUUCAAGAGAGGAAGAAAACCCUUUAGGAUUCACACUACCAAAUCAGUAAAAUUGGCCUCUGAAAUAAUAUGUUGUUUCUUUUACUUUAAUUCUCAAGGGUUAAUAACAACUGAACAAUGUCUCCAUUCUUAUCCCAGGUGGAAAAUUUCCCCCUUCUCUUUUAGGUAUUUGCUCAUCAGGGAUAUUACUCAGUUUCUCCAAUUUACCUUUUGUAUAAGAGUCUUUUAUUGCAAAGGCAAAACUUCAAAAUGAAUACUACAGUUAAUGAAUUUAAAACUUUUACUUUUAGCUCUGGCAUCGCAAUAGCACAUAGUUAAUGUAGUUUUUAAUGCUAAACCAGUAAGGAAGAAUAACCCAUGGGUACUGGUACUUUUGCUAUCUGGAGAGAGCUUGUUGUGUAUGUUUGACGCAGAAAUUGGUGAUUGCGUUGAUUUCAUAGACCCUUGCGGACUUCAGUAUCCUAAGUUGUAAUACCUCAGCAGCAGUUCCAUCUGAUUUCAACUAAUAAGAUGAUAAAAGGGUCCAAAUAUAUUCUCAAGUGGGGAGAAAUCGAGCCGAAUCUUCCUUAUACUUACAUUGUGCUCACCCAGUCUUGUUGAAGUUCUUCCAUGCAGGCUUUGCACAUUUUCAGCUUCGUGGGUAUGAACAGGGGUAAGAAAUCAGUGUUUCAGAAACACUGCUGCUGUAUGCAACCCAUUUGUGAUCUCGUUUGUCUCACUGGGGGCUGUAUUUUUAUGAGGUGAUCAUUUCUGAAUUGCAAUAGCAAGCUGAAGGAGUUCAAGACCUUCCAGAAUUGAACUUAAAAAUAAACUGGAGAAAAAUCUAUUUUUUUUUUUUAACUUGCAGUUUGAAGUUAUUGUUGGAAAGUAAGAGAUAUCACUAGUAAAUGUGUUUGACUUUAUGACCCAACCUCUGUUGUGCACCAUAUGUUUUUCCUAAUCUUUUUGUUGUGAAUAAGGAAAGUAAUGAUACAAGUGAAAUAAAAAAAUUACCCCACAAACAGAGCAAUCUGAUUAGGUUUUGCCAUGUAAUUAAAUCUUUUUGAUUGCAUUGUUCAAAAUUAUCUUCCUUCCACAAGUCAUCUUUAUAAAACCGGUAAAAAUAAUUUUUUAAACAUUUAACCUACAUUUUUAAAGUGUACUUCAGUUUUUAACUGAAUGAAAAUACACUGCAGGCUUUUGUACUCUCUAGGUUUAUAAAACUUUUAACAACCUCAAAAAGGCAGGUACUUGAGCUAGUGCUGCAGUCAGUCAUCUGGCAAAUUAGUGGGAAGUUUGGGGUCACUUGGGGCUUAUUUAGUUCAUUUAUGUUUAAAAUCAAAUAGUAUGGAAGAACAGUGAGGAGAGUUUUAAAAAUAUGCUUUUUUAAAGCAUCUGCAGAUUAAUUUUCCCAUGAGUAGCUGAUUAAGAAAAAACCAAAAUGAUAUGAAAUAUGACGCGUUUCACUCACUCCCUGUGGGUGCGGUGGACAUGGCCUGUCCAUCUCUUAGUAGGCUUGAAAUGGAAAGGAUGCUUUGCGAAGGAGGGUAUUUCACCUCAUAUGCACAGAUAAAUGUAUUCUGCACCCAAGGAAGGCUGUACAAUCUUUACAUGCAGUCCUUAUUUUCAAUUUAAUUGGAUAACUGUACUUGCCUUAAGAAAUGAACAUUGUUUAUUACAUUUAUUGUAUAUGAGAAUAUGCAUAAUUUGUAAAAUACGUUUUUUGUUUCUGGUGGCAGUUCUUCUGAGGCCUUCUUGGUGGCCACUCAUGAGUGUAUACAAGCGAUUCACACGAGUAACUGAUGAAUAAAGAUAGAGUGUUGAACCCCGUGGAAUAUUUACAUGAGCUAAUUUGCUUGCAGGAGUGUUUGCAGAUUCAGGACAGCAAACAGUGGUAUCUCAUGAAUGGUACAGGCAAUAAUUGUCAGUCUGCUGGGCCAGUGCAACAGCAAAUCAUCACAGUCACCUGAUGCAGUGUAGCUGCUGGCUCGUCAUGAGCUGGGUGUAUUCAGAUCCCCUAGUGCUGUGUCUGCAUCUGAAGUGGUGUCCAGUCUGUAGCCAGUGGUGAUAUAGCCAAAGCAGUCGGUGGAGCGUAGGUACGAGUUAUUUGACCAAAGGGAAGCGUCUCCUGUCAAGAGGGAUUGAGCUCAUCUUACUCCCAUAGUGGAAGAUGAGACACAUACCUCAGUGCAGAUGCACGGAACUAGAUGGGCUGGAUACCUCUCAUCUAUAUCUAGUAACAGUGGGUACAAAUAUCUUCCUACCUUCUGAAAGCAACACCACAUUUUAAUUCCAAUAUUAAAAGUUAGGAACAUGGAUGUUUUGGCUGCUAAUUCUAUAUAUGCAGCAUCUAUAUAGACAAUAUCUGAAUUUGGUCUUUGAUCACUUAGAUGGAUAUGUUAUUACCAUGGAAUACGACUCUCAAGAUAGCUUUAGUGGCUUUUAGGGUGCAGCAAUUCCUAUAAGAUUAGAAAACAUUUCUGUAUGAAAGUAUACUGUAUAUUGUUGGAAGGUAUCCAUGUUUAUGCAUAGGUGUCCUUACCAAAGCAUUACCUUCCCCAAAAUAAAGAAUUGUAACUGGUGAUCUGGAUUGUCUACUGUUGAUUAUCGAUACAUUUUUAAUAAAUAAACAUGUUACAAUAACAUAGAAGCCUAGCAGAUGUUUAGAGGUUACCAUGAAAUGAUUAUUAAAUAAAUUUUCUGGAAUUGUCAAUAUGGCAAUAAUGCAACAAUAAAACACGGCUCUGAGGUUGUA